AUUCAUAAAUAAUUUAUCAUGAAGUCAAUGUUUUUGACUAGAGUAUUAGAAUAGCAUCACCCAAUCAGCGAAUCCCUGACAAAGAGGUAGAGGGAGGGAAGUCUAAACUCUUUAUAUUCUUAACCUAUAAUAUUCAAUUUAUUCCACGUGUGUAAUAGUUAUGAUUAUGUUAAUAAUAAUAUAAUUUAGAAAUUAUGGCUUCAUAUCGUAUACAUAAUAUAAGAUUUUACACUCUGGAACCGAAAUCCGUGACUUGUUUGUGUCACGAACCAAAAACGAAAAAAUUAGCUCUUGCAAGGAACGAUAAUUCCAUAGAAAUCUGGAAUGUUGAAAAUGCGUCGUUUAUCGAAUGUACUAUAGCCGGUCACGGCGAGAAUUCAGUGGAAAGUAUACUCUGGAUUGGUCCCAGACUGUUCUCGACUGGAUUACAAGGUGCCCUGGUAGAAUAUGACUUAAUGACAUUGAGAAUCAAAUAUGAAGUUAUGGUGGUUGGAGGCGCAGCUUGGUGCAUGGAUGUGAAUCAUGAGAAAACUCACUUGGCUAUUGGCACAGAGGAUGGAUACAUCAAUACUUUCACUGUACAUAAGGAUAAAUUGAUUUUUGAAAAAAUAUUUGAUAAGCAGAAUGGAAGAAUUUUGUGCAUUAAAUGGGAUAAUACUGGCGAGAUGAUUUAUACAGGUUCCAUAGACACUAUUCGAGUAUGGAGUGCCAUAUCUGGACAUGCGAUUCAUAAAAUGACAACUUCCAGAUCUAAUGUCAGGAAAAGUACAAUAGUUUGGUGCCUUGCGGUCACUGAUGACAACAUAAUUAUUUCUGGUGACUCACAGGGCUUUUUAUGCUUUUGGGAUCCUCACAUGGGAGUAUUGAUAGAGUCUCAUGAAAGUCAUACAGCUGAUAUAUUAGCCAUCACUUUGUCACACGAUAUGAAUGUUGUAUAUUGCGCAGGCGUGGAUCCAGUUGUAAGGAGUUUUUGCAAGGUUAUUCAAAAAUCAAGUGGAAAGUUUCAAUGGGUAAAAGGAAUCGAGAGGAGAUUACAUAUUCAUGAUGUCAGAGCACUUGCAGAAGCCAAUGGAAAACUCUAUUCAGCUGGAGUAGACGGGUACCUCGCUGUAUCGAGUUAUCCACCAAAAGUUCUUGUAAAAUAUCCUCCAUUACUGCAAUCACCCUGUGCUAUAAUGUGUCGAAAAUCUAGAUGCAUUUUGUUGCGAUACAAAAAUUAUCUGGAGCUAUGGAGACUCGGUUCAAUUACUAAAGCCCCCGAAUUAGUACGCUCAUCUAUGUUACAUCAAUUGGAUGAAGAACCUAUGAAACUAUUACAAUUACAAACAAAGGGUGAUGAAAGCAUAAUCUCUUGUGCUAUUAAUAAAGAUUCCAAAACAAUCGUGUAUUCGACGGACACUCAUGUCAGAGUUUUCAACUUUGACGUGGUCGAGGGAGACGCCCAAUUGUCUAGAAAUGAUAUGGAUCUAUCUAUGAACCGAAUACAAAAGAUGCUGUUUAGUCCGAAUGGUAAAUUAUUCAUUACUAUUAACAAUGAUGGCAAUGAAAAUACCGUGACGCUAUUUAAAGUGGAUAAGAAGAGUUUGAGAUUAAUCGGUUCAUUCCACACGACAAACGAGUUAAUUACAAAUGUUGGUCAGGUCUGCUUCUCUCCGGACAGCAAAUAUCUCAUAUGCACAGACCGACAAUGCGGAAUCGCUGUGUAUUUUAUCGGCAAUGGUGUAACAGCAGAAUCUCUAAAGUCGUGGCGAUUACCUAAAUACAGUUGCCCAGCAACAGCAAUUGCUGUGCAAAAAGACACACUCAAUCUGGUCAUAGUAUAUUCUGAUCAUAAGAUCAUCGAAUACAAUAUUCCUACGAGACGGUACACAACGUUCUCCAAUAAUUUGCAAAAUUGUUUGCCAAAACACUGGUUAGCACGUCCAUUCCCGAUAACAAAUAUUAUAUUUGAUUCGCACAACGAGAAUAUUAUAAUCAUGCAGGAUGAUUCAAGCGUCUAUGUUAUCAAUAAAAAUAGCGAAUUGCCAGAAAAAGAAGCAAAGAUAGCAAAGCGUGAAAAUGGAGAGAUUACAGAAGACAGCAAUUCAAUCUCUAGCUUACAAUCUCAACAUGCAUUUCAAGUUGUCAAGAAGUACAAGCAUCUUGUGUAUUUAAAUUGGUUAAAUGAGGAAGAACUGAUUGCGGUUGAGGUGAAUCCAACUUCGUUAUUAGAGAAAUUACCACCUACACUAAAACAAAAAUUCUUUGGCGUGUAAAUAUGAAAUAAUCAUCUAAGAAUAUCAAGAAAUAGACGCCUUUCAAGAAAUAAAUGAUAUCAAGAGUAUUUUAUUAAUACUAAUAAAUAAAUAAAUUUCUCGUAUUAUA
Nylanderia fulva is the source of this 2364-nucleotide messenger RNA. RefSeq names its product UTP4 small subunit processome component l(3)72Dn (gene l(3)72Dn). Gene Ontology annotation, biological process: maturation of SSU-rRNA from tricistronic rRNA transcript (SSU-rRNA, 5.8S rRNA, LSU-rRNA). The record is from RefSeq and is a predicted model, not a curated record. Gene Ontology annotation, molecular function: protein binding; RNA binding. Gene Ontology annotation, cellular component: small-subunit processome; 90S preribosome; t-UTP complex. Lineage: Eukaryota; Metazoa; Arthropoda; Insecta; Hymenoptera; Formicidae.